Messenger RNA from Babesia ovata, 3156 nucleotides. Its product is annotated as -Structural maintenance of chromosomes 6. Gene Ontology annotation, molecular function: ATP hydrolysis activity; single-stranded DNA binding; damaged DNA binding. The record is from RefSeq and is a predicted model, not a curated record. The transcript is spliced from 6 exons. NCBI's taxonomy places the organism in Eukaryota, Apicomplexa, Aconoidasida, Piroplasmida, Babesiidae. The coding region runs from base 1 to 3156 and encodes 1051 amino acids. Gene Ontology annotation, cellular component: site of double-strand break; Smc5-Smc6 complex; nucleus. Gene Ontology annotation, biological process: double-strand break repair via homologous recombination.
AUGGAUGUGCGUGAGGAGAGCGUAGCGGAUGCCGCUACUCCCGAACUCGGGGAUUCCACCUCCGCAACAUUACCUGAAGCCUUCGUAAACACGACUGGAAAGGUGGUAAAGGUCCAAUUGAUAAACUUUUUGAACCACGCAAAUCUGUUGCUCCAUUGCUCACCGUACCUGAACAUGAUAUUCGGCAUGAACGGGCAGGGCAAAAGCGCAAUUGUGCAGGGCAUGGCAUUGUGCUUCGGCGGCUAUGGCCAUUCUGCGGGUCGUGACACCGCACUUUUACACUACAUCAAAGACUACCACCUCAGAGAUGGCCCCAGCUUUGCUCGUGUGGAGAUCACGCUUUCCAACCACGGGGACAAUGCCUACAAGCCAGAGUUGUAUGGUGACACCGUCGUUCUUGCGAGAGUCAUACACAAGAAUCAUUCCGCAUUUUACAUGGGCGGAUCUUUGGUUAAGAAGGCAGUGGUCAACAAAAAAGAGGUCGAUCGCUACCUUCGCCACAUUAAAAUGAGUAUCGGUAACCCCACGACGUACAUGGACCAGGAGUCCAGCAAGUCGUUCUUCUUUCACUCGAACCCCAGCAGCUUUUAUCGGUAUUACUCCGCUGCGGCGGGUCUGGUGGAGAUGGAACAGAAUUUAAGCACGGAGAAACGUCAUUUGGAGGAGUGCAAAGAGGAAUUGAAGGUACGCAAGCGCGUCUUGCACCCAGACCGUGAGAAGCUGCGAGAUCUUUCUAAGCAGAUAUCACUGUUUGAAGAAAAGCUUACGGACUGGAAGUCGGCGAAUGAGAUGUAUAGAUUAUCGCAGUAUCGCGCCUACAAGGAGCGGUACGAGGCUCUCAAGGAGACCUACGACCGAUUUAACCAAACCGACCCCAAGGAUGAAAUAGUGAAACUGCAACAUUCAAUUGAGUUAUUCAGUGGGGAGCUCGAGGAUGUAAAGCUAGACAUGCAAACUCAAACGUCGAAAACAUUCCAGCACAAGGAUAGCAUCACUACCAUCACCGACCAGAUAGCCGUUCUGAACGACUCCAUCGGUGACAUGCAGUCACGCAUUUCGGCCAAACGGACGUCCAUAUCGCAAGUGGAAUCUGCAAUGGGAAAUUUGGAUGGCGAGCUCUCCGCAGUGGCCGCAGAGCCAGCUGAUACAGACAAAAAGCGUCUGGAGCGUGAACUUGACGCCUGCCGCCAGGAGUACGAGGGUGUCAACCGGCAGCUGGAGUCUGUCUUGUUUGAAAUCGCCGAAGCUGAGAGCUCCGCACAUGAAAUUGAAACGCAAAUACGGAAUGUAAAAAUCGAUCUGGAUGAGCAGAGGCGCGAGAACGCUUCAUUGGAGUUUUCGACGGUAUCAAGUGUUAGGUCGGACCCGUUGCGUCGGGCCCUGUACCGCUACGACGUCAAUGCGGUUCGUGAAGACAUCCAGCGGAUGCGAGAUCAGGGGGUAUUUGUUUACAUGCCCAUUGGCCCAAUUGGAGAUUACCUGGUAGUGACACGAGACGCGCCAACAUGGAAAGUGCUGGCUGUGGUGGAGCAUCACCUCCGUAACAUGAUACACUCCUGGGUUGUUGCUACAGAGCAGGAUCGUCGCGCGUUGGAGAGUCUGCUGAUCAAGCACGGUUGCAGCCGCAGCCAGUCCAAGAUAAUAAAGAGCAACGUGUUCAUGCGUCCCGACCUCGUGGAGCGUAUGCAGAGAAGGCUCCCCAUGGUUAGUCAUCGCCAAUCUAUUUACAGUUACCUCGCCGUGAGGGAAAUCCCCCCUCUGCUGUUGUACGUGCUAGAUGACGUGUGUGGCAUAGGCCGCACUGUUGUCUGCAUCGAUGAUGAGCAGAUGUAUGAGGUGCUCUCAAGAGGUGUCGACAAAGUAGCUGUCGCGUACUCUUUGACCCGGUUGAAUAGCGGCAGGAGGCUGAAUGGAUCGAUGUAUCUGUCUCCGUGUUACGAAAAGCACCCAUUUGCAUACCAGUAUGUAUGUUACGCUCAGGAGAACGAAGGCGAUUAUUCGUGGGAGCGGGACGAACGGAAGGAUAACGGCACGCAGCGUGAGGCCUCACUGAAGUCCAUGUUGUCAUCUCUAUCCAAGGAACUUUCGGAGUGCAAUACUCGUUUGAAUGCACAUCGCAGCAAAGUCGACGACAUACGGGAAGAAAAGACCCGCAUAAUACGAAAACGUACCCGGCUGGAAGCGGAUUUGCAGGAAGAACUGGACAGCUUGGAAACCACAAACCAGAGCAGCCGUUACAACAGGUAUUGCGAGGCUAUGGAGGAAAUCCGUUCAGAUUAUCGUCGCCAGCUGAGGACUCUCGGUGCUGACCUGGCUGACUUCGAAGCAGAGUUGGCUACCAUGGAAUCCAAGAAAGUGGCUAAGGAGGAGGAGCUUAAGGUUGCAAAUAGCGAUUUGAAGGCUACAUUGAAGAAUGUUUCCGCCCUGAAGGUCGAUAUUCAGAAAAUACAGCAGCGUAUCAACACGCAAAAGACACAGAUAAAGGCCUUGCAGAAAAACAUGGACGAUUACAACUUCAAGUUGGACGGGUACGUGAACGACCUUAAGGAGGCUAAACAGAAACUUGAGAGUCACAAGGCUGAGUUAGAAGCAGAAGGAAUCGAUUACUCCGUAGAGCUGCCUACCAAAUCGCCGAACGAUUAUUUGCAAAUAUUGAACCUGAGCAAAGAUGUCCUCAAGCGCAUUGUGGACGACUCGAGGAGCAUUGAGGCUCACCUGCAGUCCCUACGUGAAAAGCACGCAGCUGCAGAACAAUCACUGCGGGAUAAAGAACUACGACUUACUGAGACAACCGAAAACUACAGCUUGCAGAAAAGGAAUUACGCCAAGCGAUGCAGGCGUUUCGAGGAGUGCCGAGCACGCAUUGAACACAAAGCCAAGAGGGCAUUUCGACAGACGCUAGACGCGGUUACAGGGUAUGACGGGAGCCUGGUUUUCAACGACGUGAACCGCACCCUGGACAUCCAAAUCUACAACAAACAGCAAUCGUACUCACGUGCCCACUUAGCCACUGACCUGAAGACACUCAGCGGGGGCGAGCAAUCCGCGAUCCAGCUCUCCAUGCUGCAAAGCUUGGCAACAAUAUCCUUCUCCCCCAUCCACAUGUUCGACGAAGUUGACGUAUACAUGGACGAGAGUACGCGAAUCAAAAAGUAA